Molecule: messenger RNA, 2355 nt
Organism: Liolophura sinensis
Lineage: Eukaryota; Metazoa; Mollusca; Polyplacophora; Chitonida; Chitonidae
Product: short/branched chain specific acyl-CoA dehydrogenase, mitochondrial-like
Exons: 11
Coding region: 4-1296 (430 amino acids)
Cellular component (GO): mitochondrion
Molecular function (GO): acyl-CoA dehydrogenase activity; flavin adenine dinucleotide binding
Source: RefSeq, a predicted model, not a curated record
GACAUGGCGACCAAGCAUCUGCUGCACCGGGGCCUUCAGCUGGUGAAGAGUGGCCUGAGCAGACGAUGUUUCAGUUCUGGAAAGGUUACAAGACAAAACCUGAUAUCUCCUGCAGCGACGCUGGGGACAGCAGAUGGUCUUAAGCCUUCACCUCUGGAUCUCUUAUCCCCAGAUGAACAAAUGAUGAAAGACACAGUGGCUAAGGUUGCCACAGAUGUGAUUCAACCCCUGGUCAGACGGAUGGAUGAGGCCAGCAACAUGGACCCUACAGUCCUUCAGGCACUUUUUGAUAAUGGGCUGAUGGGAAUCGAAGUGGAAGAGGAGUAUGGUGGUACAAAUGGCACAUUCUUCAUGGCCAAUCUGGUGAUAGAGGAACUGGCCAAAGUGGAUGCAUCGGUCAGCGUGAUGGUCGAUGUCCACAAUACACUCAUCAUAAACCUGCUUCGCCAACACGGCACCACCGAGCAGAAAUGCAAAUACCUACCUAGGCUGGCCUCCAAUAUGGUAGGAAGUUUCUGUCUGUCCGAAGCAGGAUCUGGAUCAGAUGCCUUUGCUAUGAAGACUUCUGCUGUGAAACAAGGAGACCAUUAUGUGCUGAAUGGCACUAAGCUGUGGAUCACCAGUGCUGAGCACUCUGGGGUGUUCCUGGUCAUGGCUAAUGCCAAACCCACAGAUGGCUAUAAAGGAAUUACAACAUUUAUAGUAGAUCGUGAUACUGAAGGCCUGAGCAUAGGCAAGAAGGAGGACAAGCUUGGCAUCAGAGCAUCCAGCACCUGUCCUGUACAUUUUGAUAAUGUCAAGGUUCCGGAGUCCAAUAUCUUGGGGAAGUUUGGACAUGGGUAUAAGUAUGCCAUUGACAUUCUGAAUGAAGGGCGUAUUGGAAUAGCCUCACAGAUGUUGGGUCUGGCUGAGGGCUGUUUCAGUGCCACAGUUCCUUACACAAAAGAAAGGAAGCAGUUUGGUAAACGCAUCUGGGAUUUUCAGUCCAUGCAGCAUCAGAUUGCUCACGUUGCCACACAGAUUGAGUGUGCCAGGAUGUUAAUCUAUAAUGCAGCUCGGCGGAAAGAGGCUGGACUUCCAUUUAUAAAAGAGGCUGCCAUGGCCAAGUACCACAGUGCAGAGGUGGCGGCACUUACAACCUCCAAGUGCAUAGAGUGGAUGGGAGGGGUCGGUUUCUCUAAAGAAUACCCAGUGGAGAAGUUCUACAGGGACGUCAAAAUAGGAGCAAUCUACGAGGGUACAGCGAACAUACAACUUAACACCAUUGCCAGAUGUUUGGAUAUGGAAACUCGAUAACGUUAGAUGUGCAGGUUUUGUGUGUCUGGUUGUGUAAUUCUGGUUAUGUACAUAGGCUUGAAUCUCUGAUGUAAAUUUUGUUUGGUGAAGCGAGAUCCAGGUGGAGCACAUUUCGUUUGCUGUUCAACUCUGCAUGAACGAGUGCACAAAAUUGGGCCAUGAAUCGACUUAUUGUAAAUUUUCAAGUGUUAUAGUCUGACAUUCACUUUGAUCUGUCAUUGCCAGACAUUCGUUCACAGUGAUGUUUUCUUGAGAUAUUUAUUUACACUCAUCUCCAUUUGACAGUGUUCCGUGUGAAAAUGUAUUGAUGUGUAUAUUGUGAAGUUCAAGAGCAGCGUAUAUCAGAUUUUUAUACAGGUUUUUAGGUACUGUACACAAUUGUGUAUAUUUAGUUUGAGAUUUUGUUCUUUUUCAUACGUUUGCAAGUGGAGUGAGAGUUUUGUUACCAUGUGGUAACUGUUCUAGGUUAGGGAUAUAUAGGUAAUUGUCAUUGUUUUUUUGUGGAAGAAAUGGAAUGAUAUAACGGUGUUCAUGUAGAAUCCUGCAGGUUGGGAAAAGAAUAAUCUACAUAGGUAUUAAACAGUGUGUUGAAGCUAAAAAAACAGAAUUCGUGGAAUGUUACGUGCAGCUUCAGUGAUAAAAUUCCACAAGCAUGUACAGUUUUUAUUUCAACAUUUCCAGAAUUUUACUGGAAAGCUUUCUGAUCAUAACAAGGUGUUUUGAUAUUGCACAUGUAUUACUAUUAUAGCACAAAUAUCAGUUCAUAAUCAGCGCUUUCAAUUAGAGAUAAGUACUCGAGUACUGCACCAAACACCAGUGAAAUCCAUAACUUCAGGUAGUUUAUUGAUUUAUUUGAUUUAUUUGAUUGCCGUACUCAAGAAUAUUUCACUUACACGACAGUGGCCAGCAUUAUGGUGGGAGGAAACCGGGCACAGCCCAGGAGAAACCCACAACCAUACACAGGUUGCUGGAAGACCUUCCCACAUACGGAAAUUCAGUUAGAGAGAGGAAAUUAGGCCAAAAUGUGUGACUUCACUGUGACAAACAAAAAAAAACACA